Molecule: messenger RNA, 1366 nt
Organism: Nicotiana attenuata
Lineage: Eukaryota; Viridiplantae; Streptophyta; Magnoliopsida; Solanales; Solanaceae
Product: uric acid degradation bifunctional protein TTL
Exons: 6
Coding region: 175-1182 (335 amino acids)
Biological process (GO): purine nucleobase metabolic process
Molecular function (GO): carboxy-lyase activity; hydroxyisourate hydrolase activity
Source: RefSeq, a predicted model, not a curated record
UUUAUAAUAAAAUCAGAAAUUCCAUUUCUUCACCAGCUCUAACUGACAGAAUCUUGCCAAAAUUCAACGCCCCUCACUCCCUGCAAAUCCAUCUCACUGCAAACUCCACAUCCAAUUUGGAGCUAUUAUACUCUGUUACUAUUAAUCUGAAGAAAUUGCAAAAAAAAAAAAAAUAUGGGAUCAGUGUUUGAUGAAAAAGAUUUCUUGGCAUGCUGUGGGAGCACUAAAUUCGGAAAGGAGAUGGUAGCAGCUGCCCCCUUUUCCACUCUCCAAGAUUCCAUUCGUGCUGCCAGACAUAUCUGGUUCAACAAGGUUGAUGUAAAUGGAUGGCUUGAAGCUUUUGCUGCUCAUCCACAAAUUGGUCAAAGCCCUUCCAAGAAUCACCAAAGCCCUACUUUUGCCCAGUGGAGUAAGGGAGAGCAGUCAACAGCUCUGGCCACUGCUACUGAUUCUACAUUACAGGAACUGUUUGAGUGGAAUGCUCGCUAUAGGGAGAAGUUUGGAUUUGUCUUCUUGAUAUGUGCUUCAGGGAGAAGUACCCCUGAGAUACUUGCAGAGUUGAAGAUACGGUACCAGAACAGACCAAUAAUUGAGUUUGAGAUUGCAGCCCAGGAGCAAAUGAAAAUAACUGAAUUACGCCUUGCCAAACUCUUCACAGAGAAAGCAGAUACUGCACCAACAAUUAAACCGUUGGCUACAACUAAUAUUGCGAGAAAAGCAGAAGAAGAUCGUGUGAACAUUAUUGGAGCACAUUUGACUGCUGCAACUGGAGAUGCUGGAGCAAAACCAGCUCAUAUUCCAAAUAGAACUCGCCCGCCCAUCACAACCCAUGUUCUUGAUACUAGUCGUGGAUGUCCAGCGAGUGGCAUUGAAGUGCAACUAGAGAUGUGGAAAGACAACCAAACAAGACCACAAUUUGGCAAAGCAAAUAUUGGUGGGUGGAAAGUACUAGGGUCUUCAGCUACGGACAAAGAUGGUCGAAGUGGUCAGUUGAUGAAUAUGGUUGAAGCUUUGGCUCCAGGAAUAUACCGGAUAAGUUUCAACACAGGUGAGUAUAAUCCUGAUGGAUUCUUUCCCUAUGUCUCUAUUGUCUUUGAGAUCAGAGAGUCCCAGAAAUGGGAUCAUUUUCAUGUUCCUCUUCUGCUCUCUCCAUUCUCAUUCUCCACAUAUCGUGGUAGCUAGUUUAAUAAGGUGGUUGGUAAGUGUUGAAAAUUUUCACGAGAAUAAUACUGUAUUUUAUUUGGAUGAAUGAAUCACUUACCCUUAUGCUUUGCCUGGAAAUUGUAUUUCUUCUAUCAGUUUGUGUUUCCAGAUUAAGCUACAAAUUGACAUAGUGGUUGUAAAUAUAAGUGUUUCUUUUUCCAGA